AUGCUUCCAAUCACUCUCUUCCUCGGGGCUGCAAUUGCUUUCUUGGUUGGAUUACGAGUGCUGAGAAUUGGUCGACGCCCCAAAAACUAUCCUCCAGGGCCACCGACAUUGCCAAUUCUAGGAAACAUCCAUCAAAUGCCCACUCGUGAUGCUCAUCUUCAAUUCGAAGAAUGGGCACGUGAAUAUGGCCCAGUUUACAGUUUGAUCUUGGGUACGAAAUGCUUAAUCGUGCUAUCAAGUGAUGAGGCAGUCAAAGAACUAUUGGACAAGAGAAGUGGUUUAUACUCUCACCGUCCGGAGAUGUACAUUGGACAGACUCUGUGCAGUGGCAACCUGAGGUUGCUGAUGAUGGGCUACGGUCAAACGUGGCGUGGGUUCCGAAAGAUGAUUCACAGUCUGCUCAACGUGACCACUUCCAAAAAGUACAUACCUUACCAAAUGCUGGAGAACCGCCAGCUGCUCCAUGAUAUUCUCACGCAGCCAGAGGGAUUCUUAAAGCACAUUCGACGAUACUCCAACGCCCUGACGACCACUAUGGUCUUCGGAUGGCGCACGCCGACAUACGAAGACGAGAAAAUGAUGCAGCUGUUUGAUGGCUUCUCGGAAUUUGCAGACAUCAACCAAACCGGCACAGCUGCUAUCAUUGACUUCUUCCCAUGGCUAAGAAACCUGCCCGAAUUUCUGAUUCCUGCACAAAAGAAGGCAAAAGAGCUCCACAAACACGAAAAAGCGUUAUACCUCGGCCACUGGCUCCGAGCCAAGGAAGAAACUCGCCAAGGAAAGCUCAAUCCAUGCUUCUGCGCAGGAAUGUAUGAGGCGCAAAAAACAGAUGGGUUCAGCGACGACCAAGCCGCUUAUAUCUCGGGAACCCUUCUCGAAGCCGGCUCUGACACCACAUCAAGCACACUGUAUGCCUUCAUCCAGGCUAUGUUGCUCUUCCCUGAGGUUCAGCGCAAGGCCCAAGAAGAGAUCGAGAGAGUCGUGGGGUCAUCUCGUUUACCAGUUAUGGAUGACAUAUCCGAGCUCCAGUAUGUGCGAGCCUGCAUGAAGGAGACAGUGAGAUGGAUGCCGACUACCAUUCUCGGUGCUGUUCCGCACGCCGUAACACAAGAUGACGAGUACCGGGGAAUGUUCAUUCCCAAAAAUGCAGGCGUGUUGAACAACGUAUGGGGAAUCCACAUGGACCCCAACCGUCACCCCAGUCCUCGGACAUUCAACCCGGAUCGAUAUCUGGAUGAUUAUCAGAGCUUUGGAGAUGCAGCGGCGAACCCGGAUCCUUCGAAGCGUGAUGUCUUCACCUUUGGUGCGGGACGCCGCAUCUGCCCAGGGAUUCAUGUUGCAGAGCGGAGUCUGUUCCUUAGCAUGUCACGGAUUCUGUGGGCCUUCAAGAUCGAGCCUGAGAUCGAUGGUGGGAACCCUAUAUUGCCGGACCCGGAUCGUUUGACGCAGGGGUUCGUGUGUAUGCCCGAAGAGUUCCCAGCAAGGAUCACACCGAGGUCAACGCAGAGAGCGGAUAUGGUCACCCGGGAAUGGCGAGAGGCAGAGAAAACGUGUUUGGAUCUAAAAACCAGGCAGUGGGUGCAAUCCCCCGUUGGAUUCUGA
Penicillium salamii is the source of this 1602-nucleotide messenger RNA. NCBI's taxonomy places the organism in Eukaryota, Fungi, Ascomycota, Eurotiomycetes, Eurotiales, Aspergillaceae. The record is from the annotation of a GenBank genome assembly.